AGGAGGAUGCAGCCAGUCUGUUUCGGUUGUUGAAAGUCGUCGGAUGUGUUGGGAGUUUGCUCCUAAACGUCAACCGGUUUCCAGAGAAGUGUGUCAAAGCCGAUGUAACGUGUUUCUGUGCGUCCAUAAUCAACAUAGCUGUGUCUUCGGAGCUCGGAUACGGCCCUCGUGGACGAAAAAGAUGCCUGUGCGGUAGUGAUCGUGGCCUCGAAGCGAGUCCUUUUACGGCGGGGACGAGGAUCGAAAGCGGUGACCCUCCUUCGCCAUCCUCGACUUUGGCCCGCGGACACGAAAGGCGCCCACCGCCUAGGGAGCAACGGGGAACGACCACGAAGAGGGAAAAACGAAGAGAACGAGAUCCGAAGGAGAAACGUCGAAAACUAGACGCUAACCACCAGGUAUCGAGCGCGAUGAAAUAAACGAGAUGCCGAAGAGAACAUGGUACUCGGAAGAAUACUCGAACGAGCAAACUCUCUAGGGUGAUAAAAUAGAAAAAUACCGCGUGAAUGACGAAUGAAUUCAGAAGAUUUCAGGAGAAAGAGGUAAAGAAGAAAAUAUCCAGAACAGUGUGGUAAGGUGUUUGUACGUUGUUCCCGCAGAGGAAUAAAUAAGCUAAAUGCCAGAUAAAAGAAGGAUAACAGAGAAGAAGAAGGAGAAGAAGGAAGGAUAAAGCGGCGGGUGUCUCGAGCGAAGGAAGCUGCUGUGAAGGAAAGGAAUGGGUGCCGGGAUGGGCAGGAGCGGCACGAGCGGCGGCUUCCUCGAGGCACUUCCUACGGGAACGCCGCUCCACGUGGCUAUGCUUGGCCUGGACAGUGCUGGCAAGACCACCGCGUUGUACAGAUUAAAGUUCGAUCAGUAUCUCAACACUGUGCCCACCAUAGGCUUCAACUGCGAGAGAAUCCGCGGUGGCAUCGGAAAAGCGAAAGGUGUAAAUUUCCUCGUAUGGGAUGUGGGCGGGCAAGAGAAAUUGCGACCAUUAUGGAAGUCGUACACCCGUUGCACCGACGGUAUUAUCUUCGUCGUCGACUCCUGCGACGCGGAACGGCUCGAGGAGGCGAAGAUGGAGCUGACCAGGACGGCCAGGAGCCCGGACAACGCUGGAGUACCUAUUUUGAUCCUGGCGAACAAACAGGAUCUGCCAGGUGCUAAAGAAGUUGGGGAGCUAGAGAAACAUCUGGGCGUUCUUGAACUGGCAGGAAUGCCAGGUAGCGCGUGCAUCAGAGUGCAACCAGCGUGCGCCAUCACCGGCGAGGGUCUCCACGAGGGUCUGGACACGUUGUAUCAGCUGAUACUGAAGCGGCGUAAGCUGGCGAAGCUGAACAGGAAACGGGCCAGGUAGGCCAGGGCUUCGGAGGACUGCACUUGCGUCUUCUGAUAUUGUAAGUCGCGGACAGUCUCUCCUUUGGACACAGCCACGCCUUCCACGGUGUCUUCUUCCUCGUCCUCUUCGUCCUGCUGCGACAGUCGCAUCAACGAGGCGUUUCAGUGAACUCUGUAUCGUUCACAUGGACUAUUCCGUUUGACGAGAUCGUUCUUAGACCAGUCUCGAAGCUGCACGCUGAUAAUCAAGCUCGUUUUUCCGAAGAGAGGAGUUUGAAGACAGUUCGUACGUUUGGAGGAGAGGUAGGAGGCUUUCUGUAGGUUCUAGAAAUGAUUCUGGACCUGCUGGCUAUUUUCCUGGAAAUUUAAAAAAGGUGCAAGAAGCCUGUAUUCCGAGAAGAAAGUUCAAGAACUGGUAGUUAUUGCAAGGAUACAAGGAACAGAGGGUCUAGAUGUUACUCUACACCUAAUGGCUACUUUUUGUCAAUCUAAAUGGGUGCAAGACUAUAGAAGAAACUUGAAAACCGAUAGUUAUCGCAGGGAUAUGGACAACAGAGGGUCUAGAUCUCAUUUUACACUUACUGGCUGCUUUUUAUCAAUCGGAAUGGGUGUAAGAGCCUAUCCUCCUUUGGAAAGGAAGGUCAAAAAUGAUAGUGAGGAUAUCUAGACCUCUUUUAUGGCUAUUCUCUGAAAGGCUGCAAACGAGCCUGUCCUCUGAAAAUGAAGUUCAAGGAUCGUAGGAUAAUAAAUGUAAGGAUUUAAACAAUUUUGCUACAGCAACUUGAGAAUAAUUCCUUUGAAACUCGGUUGCUGACCGGACGACAACGAAACAAAGUGCUUCUUCACUGUUCUAUAGAAGCUCUAUUUUGCCAAAAUUUCUCCAUCGCGAGACGUUCCUUGGGAAACUUUUUUAACGACGAAACCGACGAGUUUUAUUGGCUUUGUUGUCGAUAACGAGCUCGGUUUCGAGGUACCAGAGGCUGGAAACGUGUAUUUUGUUUUUCGUGGAAGAGGUCAAUAAGGAGUCGCGAUAACGAGGGAUCAUCGACGGCUUCGUUGUUGAUAACGAUGACGUUGGAUUGUAUUAAUAACGCUGACGCGGGUCCGGUUUAGACGGACCAAGAUACCGGAUGAUUGUUAACCCUUUGCACUCCACUUUUUUACUCCAUUUACUCUAUUACUAAUUAUGAUCCAUUCUUAUCUUUUUAAACUAUAUACACAUUCAUUAUUUCAAUAAUGAAGUUUACUGUAUCUUUUUUUACAGUAGUCAGAAUUGAUUGAAUUGCUUGAAAUCAGAAUGGUAAUAAUUAGGAUAUACAUAUAAUUAUUAUGCCUGGGAUAUAUUAUUUGGGGUGCAAAGGGUUAAACGUUAGACUAUUGCAUAAGUUCUAUCUAUACAAAUUUUCCAGUGUUACCAUUUCGGUAAUAGACGUAUAUUUUUUAAUAUAAUGGAACUAGAUAAACGAGUGUAUAGUGGACGUUUUUAUAUUUAGUUGAUACAUUGAAUAGUAAAUGUUAUACUAAAUUUUAAGACGUAAGACACGUACGAUAAACGGAACUUAUGCAUCAGUUUAAUGAGAAUGAUACACUGAUAGUCCAGAUGGAAGAAGAAAGAACCACAGACCUAUUUAAAUACCCCCAAAAUAGUCCGAAGAUAACAGUUCACUGACGGGCUCAACUUUUUCAAGUCACGAUAAGAUCAAAGACUUUGUAUUUGUAGAGAACUCUGAAUCGAUACUAUUAUCGAAGCAGCGAGUAGAUCUACGUAUCGUGAUUAUCAGUUUAUCGUAGACGACAAAUAGAGGUGAAUCGCGGACCCUAGGCGUUCCGAUAAUGACCGUGCCUCUCCAAUUUUUUGCACCUUUAUACAAGAGGGAGAAAAUGAUAAACGAUGCGUGAACAUGGCUUCUUCCUGACGGACGAAAUUUUUUGUAAAAAAGAAACGAAAAACUACAAAAAAAGGAACAUAGAACGAUGUGAUAAAAACCCUUUCCCAUUUUUCCCAAAUAUUUAGUACCAUUUUACGUGUGUAUCGUAUUUGCUGUAUCGUGCUAAAUGGAAGAACAAAUUCGAUGGAAUAAAACGAAUCGAUCGUUUUGAGCUUGAUCGAAAAAAAAAAGAAAAAAAAACAUAUCUCGUGAAAGUUCAAUGGUGCUGAUAUGUAUAUCUUUUUUUCAUUAGCAUUAGUAUUCAUUCGUUUGUUGAAGUUUGAUUAUCGAUUAAGGUGUUGAAUAUUUUUGCGACGUUUAGAGAAUCGUUUUUUAGGAAGAUGCUUUUUAAGCUGAUAGGGUUCGAAGUGUUCUUUUGGAAGAUUGCGCUCAGGUUUUAUCGGGAAUUUGUGGAGCUCAAAACGAUGGGUUGUUUUCCUGCCAGUGUGUUUUAUCUUUGUCGAGAUCCCUUCGACGCAUGCACUUCCGGUGCCGGCAAUUCUUAUCGACCCGAUGUGUUAUGGAGUACCUGUGAAUUUUCCAUUAUUUCAACUUACAAUUGCAAAUAUUUGAUUUGCAUUUAUUCAUAAUUCCUGUGUUAAUUAAUCAACGAUUAACAAGAAUCGCUAUCAGUUCCUGUAAUAUUCCUGGAAUCAUCGUGAUGAAUAAAAUAAAUAACGAUAUUCUUUCAAAAUCUUAAAUAAUUACAGAUGGUUCGAUAAAUGCUAAUUGAACACACGCACAAAAGAUAGCACAACUUUUUUCUUUCUUUUGCAAAAUAUCGUGUCUAAUUAUGGUGAUAAGAAUUGCUUCAUCUGAAAUGAAUGUUAUUGGAUCUGAAAUUGCAUUAGAUGAACAUCAUCUUAAAGGAGCGAUUAUAUUCGGUGUUCUCGUGGCUCUCCCUUCUUUCUUUCUACGUAUUUUAUUAUGGUUUCUUUAAAUACUACAGUUCUUCCAUAUUUGCCAGUUCUUCCCGUUUGAAAAAAGUCCCCUUCGCAAAGAAGAAAUUAGAAGGUGCAGAUCUUUUGGGAAAGGAGAAUCAAGUUGGGAAUGAAGAGAGGAAAUGAAACGUCGGAUGAGACAAUUUUACUCGUUAUUUAUCGCACUGCAUUGAUCGAUAUUAAACCGAGAAACGGGGGGCAAGGCGAGACCAGAAACCGCGGUUUGCGGUGAAUGAUACACGCGGCACAUUUGUUAUCCGGAACAACGACCUUCCCUGGCGGAAGUGAAUGCAGAAUCGGAAGUGUUCUUCGCGAAAAUGAAGGCUGACAGUAACUACCUUCGAAAGAUAAUUUCCAUAAAAAGAAAAGAAAUGAAAUUAAAAAAGUACAAUUGCAAGUUUCUUAUUUCUGCUAUAAAACUCAGGAAUCUUCCCUUUUUUCAUUUUUAUCUAAAAAUGGAAUUAAAUUUAUCCAUGCCUCGUUUCCACUAAAUUAUGCAGAGAAUAUCGAAACGAAUGCCUUAAGGAGCAGAGUAGAAACUCGAAAUCGAUAACGGUGCAAGGAGUUACGAGAGGCUUAACGAUACAGCAAUUUACUAUUCGCAGAAAUGCGAGGCAAAGUGAUCACGCGAUUUUCGAAGAUCCAGGAAAAACUGUGAUAAAACGUGAGGAGAAAGAGCGUGCUUCCAGGUGAAACUUCCUGAAAGAAGGAAUAAGAAGGCUAAGGAAGAACCGUGUCAUCGAUGGUAUGCAAACGUAAGCAAAAGAAGGACGAAGAGAAAUAAAAAUGCAUCAGCGAUGCAUGAAAUGGAACGACGUGUCGAGGAAACCGGAAAACGAUCAAAUGCUCCAAUGGUACACCUUCUCCAGUGUCACCAGGAAAUAGAUGAAACAUGCUUUUUUUCGAGGCUUUUACAUUUGAAAAAUUUCUACGAGUUUCUGGGGCGCAUUGUGAAAUAUUCAUAAGAUUCGCUCAGCUGCAUUGAUAUUCAAAUUCCUGACACAAACAUCGGUAAACAUUCGAUGAAAUAAAAUCCAUAUAGAUUCUUUUUUAUAUAUUGAACACGAGGAAAGAUGAAGUGUUCGAAAUGGAAUCUAUUUCUUCAAAUUUUGUACUUGGAAUUUUCUGCAGUUUAAACUUCCAAUGGUACACCGAUUGUCAUCGUUAAUUAAUGUGUUAAUUUCGAAGGAUUUAGAAGGGUUUCGCGACGAGAGCACACGAUCCACUUGUAUCAAUGAAAACAGAAAAGAAUGAAAGAAACAGAAAUGAAAUUUUGACUGUAACGAGUGACGAUGCUAGUCGACCCGAUAAUUAUUUCGAGGAACAAGAUGUAGGGAGUAUAAAACGAAAUUUAUACUGUAAGAACACUUUGUAAAUAGAUAAUCGCAGGCUGUAAGUUUCGUAGGAUUUCCUGGCCACCAGAAAAUUUGUUGGCGCUAAUCAGGAGGGUCUAAUCAUUGUUAAUUUUGAUUUUGUGUUUUAUGAAUUUUAUUCUAGAGGAAGUUGAAUAGAAUUUAAUUGAUAGGUAAUUUAAAUAAAUAAAUAGGAAUUUAAUUGUUUCUUGCAUUCUAAACAGAAAUUGCAACCAAAGCUAAGUGCACGAAACAAUGAAAUUCAUUGCAAUCAUUUAAAGUAAUUGUAAAAUCGUUCUGUUGAAUUCCUUGAAUAAUUGAACAUUGUUCGAGUCAUUAAAAAUAAAAUUAAAAAAAUAAACCUAUCAACAUAUCAGAUACGAUUUAAUAAUUGAUUAUCCGAUAGGCGCCAAUGAAUUUUUCAGCUAAAACGGAAAUCUACCAAUAUCUGUCGAAUAUGGUUGUUGUUUUUUAUAUCGACUGUCGUUCAAAAUUCUAUUGUAUACUAUACUUGCCCUUGUUGUGUUUUAUUACCUUUCAAAUAUUUUAUCUCGUGCUUCGAUCGAACGAUAGAUCGUAUAUUUAUGUAUUAUCGAAUACGGUUUAUCCAUAGCGGACAAAUGUAAAAAUGAAAAGGAUCAUGUUUUUACUGUAACGAGAACAAUUAUUGCAUUGUCGUUCGCUGCUUGACAAAUAUUCGUAUAUUUAUGUAGUAGCCUCCGCAAAUCUCGCGCGUGUGUACGUGGGUGUAUGGUGCGUGUAUACUUGUCAUGCGUGCUAAGGGUGCACCAUAUGAAUGUCGACUGUACCCUGGAACGAGUCGUUCCGUCAGACUGAGUGGAUCCUUUUCGAUCGUGAGCAAGAAUUUCUUUUUUUUUUCCAAAUAAAUCAGCUAAUUCCGUUAUGUUUUAA
This is a messenger RNA of Osmia bicornis bicornis, 6453 nucleotides long. It is a transcript of the gene Arl4, whose product is annotated as ADP-ribosylation factor-like protein 4C. Bases 716 to 1339 code for a protein of 207 amino acids. Lineage: Eukaryota; Metazoa; Arthropoda; Insecta; Hymenoptera; Megachilidae. Gene Ontology annotation, biological process: intracellular protein transport; vesicle-mediated transport. The record is from RefSeq and is a predicted model, not a curated record. Gene Ontology annotation, cellular component: cytoplasm. The transcript has 5 exons. Gene Ontology annotation, molecular function: GTP binding; GTPase activity.